This is a messenger RNA of Ectocarpus sp. CCAP 1310/34, 1009 nucleotides long. NCBI's taxonomy places the organism in Eukaryota, Phaeophyceae, Ectocarpales, Ectocarpaceae. The record is from the annotation of a GenBank genome assembly.
UUACUCAACGCGCCUAUGUGUCCGGCAAUCUCCAAUACAAAUCAACCUGUGAGGUUUCCGUAUGCAGCUUUCUUCGCUCAAUGCGUCUAUGGGUCCGGCAGUCGCAAACAUCACUCAACCCGUUAGGUCUCAAUAUGCAGCUAUCCUCACUCAAAGAGUCUGCGUCUGGCACUAUCCAACAUCACUCAACUCCCUGGCCGCCGGCCGAUCGGUUGAGCGAGUACGUGAAGGAGUCAAACCUGGUGGACUACGGAAGGUUGGCAGCGGAGGAAAAGGAAUGGCUAGCUCCGGUAAUUUUGAGCAUCAAGAGCAACAACCCUACGGAGACGGAUGCCGAGCGGCACGCCUUUUUGAUCAACGCGUACAACCUAUGGACACUGCACUACGUUAUCCGCGAGAGGAGGUGUCCUGGCUUCAAGGGAGCCGUCUCCAUGUUGGCCAAGGCGCGAUUCUUCUACUGGCACAAGGUGUCUACGGGCGCCGGUAGAUGGAACCUCUACAACUUCGAGAACAAGGUGGGAUGUGUCAAUUCUAGUUUAGAAGAUGUGGUCAUUCGACCGGAUUUGAACGACGCUCGGGUUCACUUCGCCCUGAACUGUGCGUCGAUGUCAUGUCCCCCCUUGCGGAGGAAGCUGUUCACUGGGCCUGGCUUGGAUGCAGAACUUGACGAGGUAACAUCCGCGGCAAUCAAUGGGGGCGCCAUGGUGCAACUCAAGGAGGACGGAAAAGCCCUCAGCGUCAACCCAAUCUUCAAGUGGUACAAGGAGGACUUCGACAAGGAGGGCGGCGUUGAGGCCUUCAUCAGGAGUCGCUGGACCGGAUCCCCUAUCCAGAAGGACCCGAGAAUAGAAUUUUUCGACUACGACUGGAGGACAAACAGUGCGGACGCCACGUGGUCUGACCGCGCGUUGGGGGGUCCAGCCCCUUGAGACCCGAGGCGCGUUAUAUAUAUGACCCGAGGCGCGCUGUACGAAAGUCGAUUUUAUGUUGAGGCACUUGGUUUGCACUG